This is a messenger RNA of Verruconis gallopava, 1613 nucleotides long. RefSeq lists its product as uncharacterized. Gene Ontology annotation, cellular component: plasma membrane. NCBI's taxonomy places the organism in Eukaryota, Fungi, Ascomycota, Dothideomycetes, Venturiales, Sympoventuriaceae. Bases 128 to 1540 code for a protein of 470 amino acids. Gene Ontology annotation, biological process: ammonium transmembrane transport. Gene Ontology annotation, molecular function: ammonium channel activity. The record is from RefSeq and is a predicted model, not a curated record. The transcript is spliced from 3 exons.
AUUCGCGUCGCGGCCGCAGACUGAAAAUCUUUCUGGACCAUUCUUUCCUUCCCUUUGCCGUCCUCUGCGGCUCCUCCCUGUUCUCUGGCCUUCUUCAUCCUGUCCUUUUUUUUGGCUUGCGAUCAUCAUGUCCAGUUUAGUCGCGCCAUCUUGGCUGAAUCAGGGUGACAACGCUUGGCAGCUAACCGCUGCCUCGCUGGUCGGUCUCCAAAGUAUUCCCGGCCUCGUUAUCAUCUACGCUGGUCUUGUGAAGACGAAAUGGGCUGUCAAUUCGGCAUUUAUGUGCUUCUACGCCUUUGCCAUGACGCUAGUCGUCUGGGUUGUUUGGGCAUAUCGCAUGGGUUUCUCUGAACAUUUGAUUCCUGGCCUGGUUGGCAGACCCGGACCUAUCUUGUCAUCUCAAACCGAACUGUCCGCUACCAUCAUUCCCGAAGCCAACAUCACGGCCGCGUUCCCAAAGUCCACAAUGAUAUACUUCCAGUUCGUCUUCGCUGCGAUCACCGUCAUCCUGAUGGCAGGCGCGUUCCUCUGCCGUAUGAACUUUACUGCCUGGAUGAUUUUCGUACCCCUUUGGAUCACCUUUGCCUACACGCCAGGUGCUUUCUCGCUCUGGGGAGGUGGCUGGGCUUUCCAACGCGGCGUUAUCGACUACUCUGGUGGCUACGUCAUUCACGUCUCCAGCGGUACAGCCGGUUUCAUCGGCGCCUGGUGGAUUGGUCCUCGGCUUAAGCAGGACCGGGAAAAUUUCAAGCCGCACAACAUCUUGCUCGCUCUCGUGGGUUGUGGCAUCCUCUGGAUCGGAUGGAACGGCUUCAAUGGAGGUGAUCCAUACACUGCAUCACCUGACGCUGGCGCUGCUGUACUCAACACGAACAUUGCAACUGCUGUCUCGCUGCUUGUUUGGACCUUCUUGGACAUCAUAUUUUUCAAGAAGCCCGCGGUCAUCGGCGCAAUCCAGGGCAUGAUCACGGGUCUCGUGGCCAUCACUCCUGCUGCCGGUGUUGUUGCCGGUUGGGGUGCGAUCGUUAUCGGUGUGUGCUCCGGCUCCAUCCCAUGGAUCACGAUGAAUAUUCUCGGCCCCCGUCUUGCCUUCUUCAAGGCCGUCGAUGACACCCUCGGCGUCUUCCACACUCACUUGGUUGCUGGCACAGUUGGUGGCUUCUUGGUUGGCAUAUUCGCCACGGCGGAAGGCUGUGCCGCUUUUGCUCUCACGACACCAGGUGGCGCUGUCGCCGGUAACCCCAAGCAAAUUGGCUGGCAGCUAGCAGGCGCUUGCUUCAUCAUCGGCUGGAAUGUUGUGUGGACAAGCUUGAUCAUGGCGUUCAUCAAGUACGUGUGUCGCGUCCCACUGAGGAUGAGUGAUGCGGAUUGCAUGAUUGGCGACGACCUCAUCCACGGUGAAUCAGCCUACACCUUCGGCGACGCGGUUGACAUCAGCACCCUUCACGGCAUCAGGACAGAUGAGGAGCACGCGCCGGAAGCAACAAGCUCAAGCACUCCUGAGCUUGCGGACUCAAGCAAGCCUGUGAAACAAGCUUGAUUAUUAGAAGACAUACGAUGCAAGAAUAGAAAUGGUGUGCAAGUGUGAAUAAAUUGUAAUAGCUUAAUUGACG